UCUACAAUCACACAGCUCCUCAGCCGGCCACCCCCUUUUGCAGGGAAGGGAACCAUCCGGAAAAGCCACGUAGCCCCCCAGCUGGUCCAUUUGGGUGGAUUUAUGUGAAAUUCCAGAGAAAGAGGCCUCUGGCUGCCAACAGCACGGACUUUCUUGAAUUGUGGGUGGUCAGAAUGGGUAUGGAAAGGAGAAUCCUUGCUACUGCACAUUCCAUGCUCGAUGGCGGAUUACUAAACUAAGCCUCUGGACUAUAACGUUCCUGUUCAAGGUCUUCAAGAAAUUCAACAAGGGAAAGACAACACGAAUCGUACAAUAAAAGGUAAUCAUAUAAAAGGAGUAUCCCUGUGAAUAUAUUGUUGUGACUUAUUAAACACCAAGAACAAAAACAUGGCUUUGAUGCCCAUAAAAUUUGACUUGGUCAAGCGGGUCAAGCUGGCCCAAGGACUGUGGCUCUUGUACUGGCUCUAUGUCAUGGCUGGGAUCCUCAUCUUCAGCAUGGGGAUCUUCUUCAAGAUCGAGCUGCGUAAGAGAAGCGAGAUAAUGGAUAACAAUGAGAGCCAUUUUGUGCCCAACCUGCUCAUUCUGGUGGGACUCGUGGCCUGUGGUAUCAACGCUUUUGGGGGCAAAGUGUGCCAUGACUCCCUUGACACAAUUAAGUUCACCAAGUGGAAACCUAUGUUGAAGAUCUACAUGAGCGGAUGUGUGGUUUUUUGCAUUGCCCUUUUUGUCACGGCUCUGCUGUGUUUUCUGAUGCAGAUUACUCUGCAUUUCGCCCUGGCUGACGGCCUGAAGAAUGGAAUGAAGUACUACAAAGAUACAGACACGCCAGGACGAUGCUUCAUGAAGAGAACCCUAGAUAUGACCCAGGUUGAGUUCCGCUGCUGUGGCAACAACAACUACAGGGACUGGUUUGAGAUCCAGUGGAUUAGCAACCGCUACCUGGACUUCAGCAAUGACGAGAUUAAAGCCCGUGUCCAGAGCAAUGUGGAAGGCAAAUACUUGAUGGAAAGUGUUCCCUUCAGCUGCUGCAACCCUGGCUCCCCUCGCCCUUGUAUCCAACAUCACCUGACCAACAACUCCGCUCACUACAGCUACGACCACCACACUGAGGACCUAAACAUCUGGACCAGAGGCUGCCGUGAGGCCCUGGUGUCCUACUAUGGGGGCAUGAUGAACAGUAUUGGUGCUUUUGUGCUGCUGUUCAUUAUUAUGCAGGCUGUCGUGACUGUCGGUUUGCAGUACCUGACCACUUCACUGGAAACCCUGGUAGACCCAGAGAAUCCUGAGAGCGAAAGUGAGGGAUGGCUGCUGGAAAAGAGUGUGAGGGAGACACUUUCUGGCAUCAUGACAAAGCUCAAAUCGCUGUUUAAAGGCAACCAGGUACAGGAGGGAGACGCAGAAGCAGCUCCCACAUAAAGCUGAGAGAGUCAUGCCCCAUCCCACCCCAUCAUGUCUGUGGCCACUUCUACCUUUGGGAGAAGGAAUGCAUGAAAGUUUGUCUCUCUUAAAAAUAUAGGUGUAUAUGCAUACAUAUAAAAUCAAUACACCUAGAUUUUAAUGAGAUUCCAAUCGAUAUGUGAAUGUACACACUACAAUGUAAAUAUGAAUGAAAUUUAAUAUUUUAAGAAAUAAAUAUCUGUAAAUGUCCUGAUAUUAUCAUUUAAUCAUAUCAGAUAUUCAGACCAAAUAAGCCUCACUGUCCACCGUCCACGUAUGUAGUGGUAUAAAGUUUGAUCCUUAUAUUUCCAGUUUAUUUAUUAGUUGAGCGGAUGUUUAACCCGACAGCCUCACACAUACAAUAACACAUUUCAACAUCAAACAAUCAGGCGCUAUUAAAUCACUUUUCAGGAAGGGGUCACACGGCAGCUUUUAACCGGCAGCUGAUGAAAAUGUGUUUUUGUAAACAUUCAGCCCAGACCUUAAAGGGAUGGAAACAGUGGCACACCUUGCUUUUUACACAACGCUGCCUUUAACAGACCUUAGGUUGUCUGACGAUUUUCAAAAGCAUGUUGAUGGUGAUCUACUGGAGAGCAGAACUCAAUGGGGAAAC
This is a messenger RNA of Sinocyclocheilus grahami, 2050 nucleotides long. RefSeq names its product peripherin-2-like. Lineage: Eukaryota; Metazoa; Chordata; Actinopteri; Cypriniformes; Cyprinidae. The transcript has 3 exons. Bases 388 to 1416 code for a protein of 342 amino acids. Gene Ontology annotation, cellular component: plasma membrane. Gene Ontology annotation, biological process: visual perception. The record is from RefSeq and is a predicted model, not a curated record.